Messenger RNA from Apis laboriosa (Himalayan honeybee), 1588 nucleotides. RefSeq names its product fumarylacetoacetate hydrolase domain-containing protein 2A. The transcript is spliced from 7 exons. The coding region runs from base 109 to 1149 and encodes 346 amino acids. The record is from RefSeq and is a predicted model, not a curated record. NCBI's taxonomy places the organism in Eukaryota, Metazoa, Arthropoda, Insecta, Hymenoptera, Apidae. Gene Ontology annotation, molecular function: hydro-lyase activity.
AGUACUUUAUCUUUUUCAUUUGUUGGUAAUAUUCUCAUUUUUUUCUCUCUCGUAGGAACCAUUCACAACGUGCGUUCCUAUCAAACCGACACCUUAUCAACGAAAAAAAUGCCUUACCGUGGUAAAUUACGAUUACUUAGCAGAGCUUGCUUCACCUUCAGAAACUCGUGUGCCGAGAAAAGCAACACGCAUUUCGCUGCUAGUAUACCCGGUAGGAAUUUCUCUACCAAUAGAGCGGUCAACAUGAGGUUUGUACAAUUCACUGGUAAAAAUGGUGGUCCUCAACAUUUAGGAGUGCAACUUGUCCAAGGUGGUGACAUAAUCGCAGUUUCGGCGGUAGAUUCGAGAAUUCCAAAUACAUUGAAAAAAUUUCUCGAGGGUGGUGACGAUUUAUUAAAAAAGGCUAAAAGGGAAGACGAGGUGAACGUGUUGACUAUAAUAGAGAGAAUAGUGGCAGAAGGACGUAGCGUAAUACCGGAAGUGGAGGUGAAUUUUCUGGCGCCAGUUACACGUAUGGAUAAGUUGGCUUGCGUUGGUUUGAACUAUGUUGGUCAUUGUAAAGAACAAGGUGUAUCACCACCGGAAAGCCCUGUGAUUUUUAGUAAAUUCGCAAGUAAUAUCAUCGGACCGCGUGAUAAUAUUAUGCUUCCACCAAUUUCAGAUAAAGUUGAUUGGGAAGCAGAACUCGCGAUAGUAAUUGGGAAAAAGUGUAAAGCAUUGAAUAACAAUGAAGGAGAGGAUUAUAUUUUUGGUUAUACAAUAGCGCAAGACAUUACAGCUCGAGAUUGGCAAAAAUCGAAAAGAAAUGGCGGUCAAUUUUUAUUGGGCAAAGCCAUGGAUACAUUCUGUCCAUUGGGACCAGCUGUUGUUACUAAGGAAGCUAUUUCUGAUAUCAACAAUCUUACCGUAAAAACAUGGGUAAAUGGUAAUAUUAAACAAGAUGGUAAUACCAGCGAACUAAUAUUUAAGCCUCAUGAAAUCGUCGCUUAUAUUUCACAAUUUAUGACACUAUUACCGGGAGACGUAAUUCUAACGGGCACGCCAUCUGGUGUGGGAUUCACUCGUAAACCACCUGAAUAUUUACAGCGUGGAGAUGUAUUAGAAACGGAAAUACAAGGUUUAGGUCGUUUGAGAAAUAAAGUUCUCUGAUCUGACGAAUAAAUUAUGCUUGUAGAAAAUAUACAGGAACGAUUCGCCUUAAAAAAAUUGAAUAUGCGACAAAAAUAAAAUCGACAUCAGAACAUUAUGGUCAAAUUAUGAUGUAUUCUAAAUUGAUUCAAUGCACGAAAGAAAUGAUACGACGAUUCAAAAAACGCAACACUAUCAAUUUAGAACAUAAUGAUAAUAAUAUGAGAAAUAGUUCGAUGUAAAAAUAUCGAACAUUUUUUAAAAAACUGAAACUUAAAUAUGCACUUAUAACAUUUUGAGAAUGUUAUACUUAUUAUUAUUACAUUAUACACGAAUUUUACGUAUUUAUAUAAUUAAGAGACUGUUUUCAAAAAUACAAACUCGUCUGAGAAUUUUUUUAUAGAUUCAUUGUUUUCUAUCAACAUGCUAUGAAUUUAUAUUAAAAUAUUUUUUGACAAAU